AUGAAUCUGAUCGCCUCCUCAAGAUGGAAGAGACCCUUCAUAAGCGAGUCAUUGGCCAGGAUGAAGCUGUUGAAGCCAUUAGCCGGGCAAUUCGGCGUGCUCGUGUGGGGUUAAAGAACCCUAAUCGGCCCAUUGCUAGUUUCAUCUUUUCUGGUCCAACUGGUGUAGGAAAAUCUGAACUUGCAAAAGCACUAGCUGCUUAUUAUUUUGGUUCUGAAGAAGCCAUGAUCCGACUUGACAUGAGUGAGUUCAUGGAAAGACAUACAGUCUCCAAGCUUAUUGGUUCUCCCCCUGGUUAUGUUGGUUAUACUGAGGGUGGUCAGCUGACUGAGGCUGUUAGACGCCGUCCCUAUACAGUGGUUCUUUUUGAUGAGAUUGAGAAGGCCCACCCUGAUGUCUUCAACAUGAUGCUUCAAAUACUUGAGGAUGGUAGGUUGACAGACAGUAAAGGAAGAACUGUAGACUUCAAGAAUACUCUCCUGAUAAUGACAUCAAAUGUUGGAAGCAGCGUAAUUGAGAAGGGAGGAAGACGGUUAGGAUUUUAUCUCGAUAAUGAUGAAGAGGAUAGCAGUUACAAUAGAAUUAAGAGUCUGGUGUUAGAGGAACUGAAACGAUAUUUCAGGCCAGAGUUCUUGAAUAGACUGGAUGAGAUGAUUGUUUUCCGGCAGCUCACCAAGCUGGAGGUGAAGGAGAUUGCUGACAUUAUGCUCAGGGAAAUUUUUGAGAGGCUUAAGGCCAAAGAUAUCGAGCUUCAAGUGACAGAAAGGUUCAAGGACAGGGUGGUAGAUGAAGGAUACAAUCCUAGCUACGGUGCAAGGCCAUUGAGAAGAGCCAUUAUGAGACUCCUGGAGGACAGCAUGGCAGAGAAAAUGCUUGCCAGAGAAAUAAAAGAAGGGGAUUCAGUAAUUGUGGACGUUGAUUCUGAUGGAAACGUUACUGUCCUCAAUGGUAGUAGUGGUACUCCAGAGAUAUUGGCUGACGCUGACCCACUUCCAGUGUAAUGCAUGCAUCUCUUUUGAGCAUGCUGUCUGUAGAUUUGGUUUGAACUGAUAUAUAGACUAUAGAGUUGUAGUUCUUUACCUUUCGAAAGUAAACCGCUUCAAAGUAGAAUUUGAUAUCAAUGGUUGGUUGCUGGUUAGGCUUUGAAGAUGUGUGUUAAUACCUAUGAAUUGCAUACAUGGUAAGUGGAGGAGAAAUAGAAUACGCAUAUGUGGCAGUAGGGCGGUAAAUUACGUUGCUACAUUCUGAUGAAAGCAAGGUUGCAUGGGUGGUCGAAAGUAAAGUGUAUGAAUUUGUACCUAUUCUUUCUUCCUAUCAGUUUCAUUCAUGAUGCCUUCGUAUUUGCAACACACUGUACGCAUUCUGAAUUCUAUACAGAACAUGCGAAUGCUUGUUACGGUAUCAAAGUUUGCUCAUUACAGUACA
Molecule: messenger RNA, 1425 nt
Organism: Rubroshorea leprosula
Lineage: Eukaryota; Viridiplantae; Streptophyta; Magnoliopsida; Malvales; Dipterocarpaceae
Source: the annotation of a GenBank genome assembly